UAACAAAUAUGUGCAAUGUAUUUGAUACAAAUUGUUCUACUUUUUCCACCUGUGAACAAUUUUCGCCGUUUUCUCAUACAUCAGACAUGUGAGCAAUUUCGUCAACAGUACGAUCUCUUCACUUUUUCAGUGGGGCAAGGUCCAUUCCGCCGUACAGUUGUCUGUUUUCGGAAUCAAUUAUUGGAUCCGAAUAAGUUUACAGAUACUGCGGCAGCAGCGAAUUUCGAAUCGCGAAAAAAGUCACCGGUGAAAUGCUGGCGAAGUGCUGAGCGAAAAGCGGAAGGUGUCGCAAACGGCAUAACUGCAACGACUUCUUCGUUAAUUGUUAGACAUCAAAAAACUACAAUUUGUAAAAUGGGUGUGGAGAAGAACGGAAGUGAAACUCGCUUAAGCAAAACGAACUCAAUAGAUCUCUAUAAACCUCCAGCUUUAAGAAAUCAUAAUCAGAGUGCCGAUCAGGUUGAUACGACGGCUACUGCAACUUUUGCCAAAAUUGGGUCAGUGAAUGCAACUGUUACAACAACUGUAGAGGCUUCAUGUGCAGCAGCAGCAACAGCAGAAACAGCAGCAGCAACAGCAGAAACAGCAGCAAUCACAACAACAGCAGUAACAAUUGGCAAAACACCACUAUUAUCUACCUCAAUAUCAUGCAAUAAUUCCCCAACACAUGCAAAUGAGAAUAAGAGUUUCGAUAAUAAUGCAGUGACCUCGAGGUGCGUAAGCGACAGUGACUGCGCAGUAACGACAACAACAACAGGUACAUCAGCCGCAGUAACGAUCAAUUCAGCGUCGCCAACAACUGAAGCUGAAGCUAUGCCAGAUAAGCCAGUGACGAGCGCUGUAGUCAGCAACAGUAGCGGUCAACAAAGGCAAUCGUCAGUAGUACGACGUGAACGUCGGCCAGAUAGAGCGGUUUAUAUUCCAAGGGCACGACGCAGUCAAACUACCCCGCCAACGACGCCGGCGGCAACAGCUGUCGAAGUAACAGGAAUACAACAACAGCAACACCAGCAAGCAACUGCUACUAUCGCACCAUCGACUGCUUCGUUAAUUCCGACGACGAUGCCACCAACGACAGUUUGUAAUAAUAGCAGCAGCAACGGCGGCGGCAGUAAUCAACAGCAAUUGGCAAUUACUUCAGAGACAAAAGCGUCAGUAUACACAGCAGCGUCGACCAAGUUGGACGAAAUAUCUGACAAUAGAAAUACUGCUGCUACUGUUGUUUCAGCCGGAAAGAAGAUAAAAUCAGCUACAGUGAGUAGUCGUGAGCGGAGAGAACGUUCUAAAAAGACAAAUGUGAAUGUGGUGUCGCAUGACGCGAAAAUAUCAAAAUUAUCAUUCGAGAGAAGUGAAACGAAACAACAACAAAACGGGCAUGAUUCAAUAGUGUUUCCUGAUACAAGAGUUAGCAAAGAAACAUUGUUAAAUCAAUCACAACAACAACAAACAUAUUUGAAUACUGAUAAUUUGCAAAGAUCCUCGCUCUUUGAACAACAAUCUACUGAGGCAACGCAAAUACCAGCGGAAAUAAUUUUGAACAACGAAAUGAAUUCGAAUUCGGGCAAACGAAAUAAGGUGAAACGAAGUAGUUCUGGAAAUGCUAGUAAAGUACAGAAUAUACGCAUUGAAGAUGUUGCAUCGAAAGAAAAUGGUACACGGAGUACAACAAAAUGUGAUAUUGAAGCGCAAGAGUUCCAGCGCGCAUCGAAGGAAAUAAAUCGCAGCAAUCGCCGCAUCAUCAAACAAACAUUCGUCUCAGAUGUACUUGAAAUUCCUGAAAAAAUUGAACAUGGCACUGAAAAUGAUAAGGACUCAAGUCCAAGGAGUCCGAAUAUUAUAUUGCAGCUUCCCGUUCCGACAAUAAGUUCGCGUUCGACGAUAGAUAGCACUACGGAGGAGGAGGAAGAAGACGAUUGGGAAACUUUGUAUGAUGAUAGUGGAGAGUGCUUAGAUCCGAAAAUUAUGCAGGAACUCACUGCUUCGGUGGGAAAAGUGAAAAUUGAAUUGCCAAAAAUGGAUUAUAGUGCAUAUCUUACAAAACAGUCUAUACUCAAUGAUGAAGAGUUCCCACACGUACUGGAAGUAUCGAAUUUCCCUGUUGAGUUUAAGAAUCAUGACCUUCUUAUGGUUUUCUCACAAUACAAAGAAUCUGGUUUCGAUAUCAAAUGGGUGGAUGAUACUCAUGCAUUGGCUGUGUUCAGUAGCUCACGCAUUGCUGCUGAAGUUUUAACAAUGGGCCAUCCAUUCGUAAAGCUGAAACCGUUAGCUGAGGCUACAGCUGAAUCUCGCUUAAAGGCUAAGAAAUGUGCAGCAUCCCUGCAACCAUAUCGUCAGAGGCCGGAGACUUGCGCAGCACUGGCACGUCGUCUUGUAACCGGCGCUCUAGGCGUUCGACUGAAAACGGCAGCCGCAGAAAGAGAGAAUGAAAAACGUGUUUUACGUGAAGCCAAAGAACGUAAGAUGUUAGCAGCUAAGCAACGUGAUGAAAUCUGGGAAAGCUAAACGUCAAUGAAUGCGUCAUAAUUUAUGCACCAUUUUCCUGCCGGCAUUCUAAAUAUUUAUGGGGAAGAUACAUAAAUAAUGAAAAUCGUUUUAAACAUGAUUAGCUAUAGUUAAUAUAAAUUUUAAAGAAGGUACCAAUAACAGAUGUAGAAAUAAGAUACUAGUAGAGAAUUAUUAAUUUAAAAUUUUGUAAGGAUACAAACACGAACAUACAGUCAGUAGUUUGUCAUAAACAAACAAGUGCAAUAUAUUUGCUCAACAAAUUAUUUGAUAUAUUAUUUAAAUAUGAGCAGUUCGUUUACAUUCUUUUGUGUGUACACAUACAUACAAAAAUGUGCAAUAAAUGCCAAUGUACUGCAAUCCAACAAACAAAAUGUAUAUUUUUACAAUAUUUUAGCAAAAAAUUGUAAGUUAUGAAAAGUGAAGAACUUUACAAAAUUCACAUGGAUGUAAGGUAUUUUAUUGUAUGCAUUGUAUUUUUGAAAAGUUGUUUAUUUAUAAGAGAAUAUUUUGCGAAUAAAAAUUCUGAAAGGCAACAAAUAUGAAAGUUGCGUAAGAA
This is a messenger RNA of Anastrepha ludens (Mexican fruit fly), 3061 nucleotides long. RefSeq lists its product as uncharacterized. The transcript has 9 exons. Gene Ontology annotation, molecular function: nucleic acid binding. Bases 16 to 2502 code for a protein of 828 amino acids. The record is from RefSeq and is a predicted model, not a curated record. Lineage: Eukaryota; Metazoa; Arthropoda; Insecta; Diptera; Tephritidae.